GCUCGUCAGAGAGCUGUCAAAGUGACUGCUGUGUCGACUGCUUCUCAAGACCUGUUGAGAAAAUGCUCUUCCGUAUCUGAAUUGCAUUGCCUUUUUAAGAAGUGAUUUUCCCACUAGCACGUGAAGGAUUAACCUAUGUGGUUGGUUCUAGCUAUUGCCAUGGUACGUUUUUAUAUGGAAAAAGGAACACACAAAGGUUUAUAUAAAAGUAUUCAGAAGACGCUUAAAUUUUUCCAGACAUUUGCCUUGCUUGAGAUAGUCCACUGUUUAAUUGGAAUUGUACCUACUUCUGUGAUUGUGGCUGGGGUCCAAGUGAGUUCAAGAAUCUUUAUGGUGUGGCUCAUUACUCACAGUAUAAAACCGAUCCAGAAUGAGGAGAGCGUGGUGCUUUUUCUGGUCGCGUGGACUGUGACAGAGAUCACUCGCUAUUCCUUCUACACAUUCAGUCUUCUCGACCACUUGCCAUACUUCAUUAAAUGGGCCAGAUACAAUUUUUUUAUCAUCUUAUACCCUGUUGGAGUUGCUGGUGAACUUCUUACAAUAUAUGCUGCCUUACCCUACGUGAAGAAGACAGGAAUGUUUUCAAUAAGACUUCCUAAUAAAUACAAUGUCUCUUUUGACUACUAUUAUUUUCUUCUUAUAACCAUGGCCUCAUAUAUACCACUGUUUCCACAACUUUAUUUUCACAUGUUACGCCAAAGAAGAAAGGUGCUUCAUGGAGAGGUGAUUGUAGAAAAGGAUGAUUAAGUGAUCCCUGCAAACAAGGUGCUUUUUCCAGAAUAACCCGGAUUACUUGAGUCCAAGUUUUAAUAACAAGAAUAAACAACUUUAUGAAAUAUUA
Messenger RNA from Herpailurus yagouaroundi (jaguarundi), 841 nucleotides. RefSeq names its product 3-hydroxyacyl-CoA dehydratase 1 (gene HACD1). Gene Ontology annotation, biological process: fatty acid elongation; very long-chain fatty acid biosynthetic process; sphingolipid biosynthetic process. The transcript is spliced from 7 exons. NCBI's taxonomy places the organism in Eukaryota, Metazoa, Chordata, Mammalia, Carnivora, Felidae. Gene Ontology annotation, molecular function: 3-hydroxyacyl-CoA dehydratase activity. Bases 136 to 747 code for a protein of 203 amino acids. Gene Ontology annotation, cellular component: endoplasmic reticulum membrane. The record is from RefSeq and is a predicted model, not a curated record.